AUGGAAAAGCUUGUUUCAAGCUGGUUUAGCAUCCGAACCAUUCCUGAAGGUUAUAUAUUUCCACCAGAUAUAAGACCUGGGAAGCUAAUUGUUCCUCUAUGCAAAACCAUUCCAGUGAUUGAUCUUUCAAUGGCAGAGGCUCGUGAUCGAAACAUUAUAAUCAAAAAAGUUCUCAAUGCUAGCCAAGAGUUUGGAUUCUUCCAGCUGAUCAACCAUGGAGUUUCAGAAAAUUUAAUGGACGAAACAAUGGAUCUCUUCAAGGAGUUUUUCGACAUGCCAGCUGAUGACAAGGCCAGUGUCUACUCUGACGAUCCCAGUCAUCUCCGUAGGCUCUUCACGAGCAGCUACAACUAUGGCCACGAAGAGAUUAUCAGCAAUGGGAAGUUAAAAAACGCCAAACAUCGAGCAGUGACAAAUUCUAACAAUGCUCGGACUACAAUCGUCACUUUCUUUAACCCUUGUCAUGACAGCAUUGUAGAACCCGCUAAAGCGCUGAUCAAUGGAGGGAGUCCUCCGCUAUACAGGGCCUUCCAAUACAAGGAUUUUCUUGCAAACUACACAGCAAAGACUGGUGACACCAAUACUGUGUUGGAGCCUUACAAGCUCCAAGCUUGA
This is a messenger RNA of Camellia sinensis, 615 nucleotides long. NCBI's taxonomy places the organism in Eukaryota, Viridiplantae, Streptophyta, Magnoliopsida, Ericales, Theaceae. The record is from RefSeq and is a predicted model, not a curated record.